Molecule: messenger RNA, 2854 nt
Organism: Mus caroli (Ryukyu mouse)
Lineage: Eukaryota; Metazoa; Chordata; Mammalia; Rodentia; Muridae
Gene: Cx3cr1
Product: C-X3-C motif chemokine receptor 1
Biological process (GO): positive regulation of cytosolic calcium ion concentration; immune response; cell adhesion
Cellular component (GO): membrane; external side of plasma membrane
Molecular function (GO): C-X3-C chemokine receptor activity; C-C chemokine binding; C-C chemokine receptor activity
Source: RefSeq, a predicted model, not a curated record
CGGUCAGCUGGUUCCCAGCCUGGAGCGUUGAGCUUGCUUGUCACAGCAUCUAAAGAUAGGGUACCACACAGGAAACCAGAUGCUAUUGGCUAACUUCGAAAAUAAAGAUGCCCUCAUAGAGAGGGAAGCACUUGCCUCUGGUGGAGUCUGCGUGGGACUGGGUGAGUGGCUGGCACUUCCUGCAGAAGUUCCCUUCCGAUCUGCUCAGGACCUCACCAUGUCCACCUCCUUCCCUGAACUGGAUCUAGAGAAUUUUGAGUAUGACGAUUCGGCUGAGGCCUGUUAUUUGGGCGACAUUGUGGCCUUUGGAACCAUCUUUCUGUCCGUCUUCUAUGCCCUCGUCUUCACGUUCGGCCUGGUGGGAAAUCUGUUGGUGGUCCUCGCCCUCACCAACAGCCGGAAGCCCAAGAGCAUCACCGACAUCUACCUCCUGAACCUGGCCUUGAGCGACCUGCUCUUUGUGGCCACCUUGCCCUUCUGGACUCACUACCUCAUCAGCCAUGAGGGCCUCCACAAUGCCAUGUGCAAGCUCACGACUGCCUUCUUCUUCAUUGGCUUCUUUGGGGGCAUAUUCUUCAUCACCGUCAUCAGCAUCGACCGGUACCUCGCCAUCGUCCUGGCCGCCAACUCCAUGAACAACCGGACAGUGCAGCACGGUGUCACCAUUAGUCUGGGCGUCUGGGCCGCGGCCAUCUUAGUGGCGUCACCCCAGUUCAUGUUCACAAAGAGAAAGGACAACGAGUGUCUGGGUGACUACCCCGAGGUCCUGCAGGAAAUGUGGCCCGUGCUCCGCAACUCGGAAGUCAACAUCCUGGGCUUCGCCCUGCCCUUGCUUAUCAUGAGCUUUUGCUACUUCCGCAUCAUCCAGACGCUGUUUUCCUGCAAGAAUCGCAAGAAGGCCAGAGCCAUCAGACUCAUCCUCCUGGUGGUCUUCGCCUUCUUCCUCUUCUGGACACCAUACAACAUCAUGAUUUUCCUGGAGACUCUCAAGCUCUACAACUUCUUCCCCAGUUGUGACAUGAAGAGGGACCUGAGGUUGGCCCUCAGUGUGACGGAGACAGUGGCGUUCAGCCACUGUUGCCUCAACCCCUUUAUCUACGCCUUUGCUGGGGAAAAGUUCAGAAGGUACCUGGGACACCUAUAUAGGAAGUGCCUGGCCGUCCUGUGCGGUCAUCCUGUCCACGCCGGCUUCUCGCCAGAGUCCCAGAGGAGCAGGCAGGACAGCAUUCUGAGCAGUUUUACUCACUACACAAGCGAGGGAGAUGGGUCUCUCCUGCUCUGAAGGAGUCUCCCCGACCCUAGCUCCACUAGGAACCCAGAGUUCUUGCAUCAAAUUCCCCUGCCGCUCCCCCUGCAUCUUAUGUGCAAGAAAUAUGGACCAGAUGCCUGCAAACCAACCCCACGGUGUUUUCUGAAAAAUUUAUGUUCAAUGUGUGAAAAGCACACAUAUCUCUUACUGCAAAUGUUGAACAUUGGGGCUUACUGGUGACAAAAAUUCUAACCAGAUUAGUGCAAUUACAAAGGGGUUUGGUGAGUCCUGGUUGCAUGAUCAUAUGACAAAGGGCAACUAAGUCCUCAGACUGAGUGGGAACCAAGGCUUAGAUCCAAUGUCCCCUCUCUGACCUUCAGAUCCUUCAUAGUGACAGAUCAUCCAGGUUCUAUCAUCAGAGAAGGACCACAUCUCUCUGAUUUCAAAAUUGGUGUUCCUAGGGAACACCUCCGUUGACCGAGUGUGUCGGGUGUCCAUCCCUUGACUAGGUGGUGUUAAUGAAGUAGAAGGGAUCCCUAAGAUGCUGUUGGAAUCUCAAGGUUAGCAGUUAAGAGAGACAUAUCUCUCAGAAGCCGGAGGGUGGGAGCUACUCUGACAGAGCAAGAACUGCUGACUCGCCUUCGCAUGGAGCUCAUUCAGGCUCCCCUUCAGUAACUAGCAGCAUCUGUAGCCAGCUUCUUUAAUCUUCUGUUGAGAGUGUCCUGAACUCUCCAAGGGUUAGAGUUUGGGUUACUGCUCACAGCAUCAAAUUCAAUCCCAAGGCCCUGUCCUCCGAAACCAGGAAGAUAGAAUGCAGUUCUAACAAGAGACUCCAUGCUGACUCCUCAUUCCACAGGACUCCAUCCGCCCAGUUGGCCAUGUCCCUUUUUCUUGUCUUGACCCACAUCCCUCCACUCCUCUCAGCCCAGGGGAAGAAAUAGAAAGAGCCAUGCCCCAGAGUGAAGGGAUAGAUUCAUAUCCCAACUCUGUUGCUUGCACAUUGGGGAGACUGGAGCCAACAGAGCUCCUCAAUAUAGAAGGGACUGUGGUGCCUUCACCCAUUCUAGCAUAGCACCUCAGCCAGGACUUUAGCGUUCCCUGGAUCAGGAACUGUUGCCCUGCCUCUGAGAAAUGGAGCUGGUGGAGUGGGAGGAACCUGCAGGCUUUGCUGCAGGACACAGCGAGACAAGAGGAGACCUAGUCCUACAGCAUCCCCCAACAUGUACCUAGAUCUACAGAGCCAUUCCCAUGUCCCCGCUGUCAGGGCAAGACCCAGGCCACGAGAGCAGCUUGCUUUCUCCCCUGACCCUGCAAGCAUCACGUAGGAUGUAACCACAAGAAUGUCUUCAUGCAUUCACUGACUCCGGUCUCAUUUACAGGCUUACAUUGAGAGUUCCAGUUCUGCAACUUGCUUUUUAAAAAAAAACACUGGAUUUCAGGGGCUGGAGAGAUGGCUCAGCUGUUAAGAGCACAGUCUGCUCCUCCAGAGGUCCCAAGUUCAAUUCCCAUGCCAUUGUCUGAAGACAAGGACAGUGUAGUCAAAAAAAAAACACUGGAGCCGGGCGUGGUGGCGCACGCCUUUAAUCCCAGCACUCGGGAGGCAGA